CUUCUGACAGGUUAUUUUUCAAACUUCUAAAUAUGUGUUUCUGUUCUUUUUAUGGGUGAUACAUGAGCAACUCACAGUCACCACGAUGAAUUAUUAUCAGCAAUAUAGCAGAAAUAUUGUGUUAUUAAAUACUCCUUUAAUGCAACAGAAUAAAAUUACUUUAUCUUUAUUUAUUCAAUCUUUUUUAGGAAGUGUUUCCUUUUUCCGAAUCAAGGGUUUUAGGAUGGAGUAUGUAUGUAUGCUGUACAGAUUGCAAAGCGCUUCGAGGCUAUUGACUGUUAUCUGACACAGGAAAAAAAAAAAAGAACAGCACAUUUACUUAUUUUAUUGAACAAAAGUCUUAGAGAAUGGGUGUACUAUAUUCUGUACUAUAUUCUGUACUAUAUACUGUAUCUUGUAUCUUGCCAAUGAGUGACCUAUGAGAGAACCCUCAACAGGUGUGAAAUGUGUUGAGACCUUGGUCCACAUUUGCAAAUGAAGUGCACCAGAUGACAUAAUCAUUGUGGGUGAGGUGGGGGGGUGCAGUGGUGCAGAAGUGGGCCAACAUGAAAAUAGGGGCAUGAUAAGAGAACAUUUGGCACUUUAUGCCAAAAGGCAAGAACAGAUGGGGUCAGCAGAGAGGGGCAAGAGGGGAGGGGCGGGGCGGCCGGCUGAGCACACUGGGGUUGGUGGCAUAUAAAUAUAAGCUGAGGUGUGUCCAGGUGUCUUCUGAUCAUUUUCACCUGACACCAUGAGACUGCUGGCUCUGCUGCUGAUGGUUGGAGCUGCUGUGGCAGUUCCCCGUGAAGAUGGUAGGAUCAUUGGAGGGUAUGAGUGUGAGCCUCACUCUCGCCCAUACAUGGCCUCCCUUAACUAUGGUUACCACUUCUGUGGCGGAGUGCUCAUCAACAGACAGUGGGUGCUCUCCGUUGCCCACUGUUGGUACAAUCCCACUGCCAUGCAGAUCAUGCUGGGAGAACACGAUGUGCGGGUGUUUGAGGGUACCGAGCAGCUCAUGAAGACCGACAACAUCAUUUGGCACCCCGAUUAUGACUACCAGACUCUGGAUUAUGAUAUCAUGCUGAUUAAGCUCUUCCAUCCGGUGGAGGUGACAGAUGCAGUUGCACCCAUCCCACUGCCCUCAGGGUGCCCCAUAGGGGGGCUCCCCUGCUCCGUGUCUGGCUGGGGUAACAGCGCCAUGGAUGGCGAGGUGAACAUGCCCACCCGUCUGCAGUGUCUGGACGUGCCCAUAGUGGAUCAACAGGAAUGUGAGAACGCCUAUCCUGGCAUGAUCACACGCAGGAUGGUGUGUGCCGGGUACAUGGAAGGAGGCAGAGAUGCAUGCAACGGCGAUUCUGGCAGCCCUCUGGUUUGUCUCGGAGAGGUUCACGGCCUGGUGUCGUGGGGUCAGGGAUGUGCCCUGCCCAACUACCCCGGAGUCUAUGUCAAAGUGUGUGAAUUCCUCUACUGGAUUGAAGACGUCCUGGCAGCCAACCCCUGAAGAACUUAAUGGUUUUUCUUUUUUUUUUUUGUUCUUCACCACCCACCCAUUUGUUCCCCUCUGUUCUCUGCCCUACACAAACACACACAUUCCUCCUUUCCUUUACUGCCUUAACUUCUGUUUUUCUGUGUUUCACUGGUGCCUAUAUCCGGACUCAAUACACAAAAUAAAACCACUUGGUGUAUA
Messenger RNA from Scatophagus argus, 1666 nucleotides. RefSeq names its product trypsin-like. The transcript is spliced from 6 exons. The record is from RefSeq and is a predicted model, not a curated record. Gene Ontology annotation, molecular function: serine-type endopeptidase activity. NCBI's taxonomy places the organism in Eukaryota, Metazoa, Chordata, Actinopteri, Scatophagidae. The coding region runs from base 731 to 1480 and encodes 249 amino acids. Gene Ontology annotation, biological process: proteolysis.